GCAGUCUCCGAUCAUCCCCUGUACUGUGUCCGCAGUCUCCGAUCAUCCCCUGUACUGUGUCCGCAGUCUCUUGUCAUCUCCUGUACUGUGUCCGCAGUCUCUGGUCAUCUCCUGUACUGUGUCCGCAGUCUCUGGUCAUCUCCUGAACUGUAUCCGCAGUCUCUGGUCAUCUCCUGUACUGUGUCUGCAGUCCAUUGGUUCAGAAUAUCUAUUUCUUGUUUUCCUCCUGUAAAUCCUAGGUGUGUCUUAGGGUCAGGUGCGUCUUAUGGAGUGAAGAAUACGGUAUUUUUUUUUUUUUUA
Staurois parvus is the source of this 300-nucleotide messenger RNA. NCBI's taxonomy places the organism in Eukaryota, Metazoa, Chordata, Amphibia, Anura, Ranidae. The record is from the annotation of a GenBank genome assembly.